Paraphaeosphaeria sporulosa is the source of this 2013-nucleotide messenger RNA. Its product is annotated as putative MFS sugar transporter. NCBI's taxonomy places the organism in Eukaryota, Fungi, Ascomycota, Dothideomycetes, Pleosporales, Didymosphaeriaceae. Gene Ontology annotation, molecular function: carbohydrate:proton symporter activity. Gene Ontology annotation, cellular component: membrane. The record is from RefSeq and is a predicted model, not a curated record. Gene Ontology annotation, biological process: transmembrane transport; carbohydrate transport. The coding region runs from base 388 to 1896 and encodes 502 amino acids. The transcript is spliced from 4 exons.
GGAUGGCGACAUGGAGUCGCAGUAUUGGCGUGUUCAUCCGAUGUUCAGCGGGACGGAGCCUAGGGUGAAUCGUCAAAGCGGGCCCCUAUUGCGUUAUGGCGUUGGAGUUAGCGUGGGCUUAGGCUCGGCCAAUCCCAUGUGAUGCAAGCCGAUACGCUGUCGUCGCCGCUCCUCCUCUCCGACCAGCAUCUCCCGUACUGCGGAUAGCUCCCACAAAGCAUGGACGCGAGCAGCUACACUCUCCGACCGAGAUCCGGAAUGCAGCAGCCAGAAGAGACGUGAGCGCGCGCAGGGGCGCUGAUCACUUAUAAACACACAGUUUGGUCGCCUUCCACUGCUUCCACUGCAUAUCUUGUUGCACACACCGAUACUCGUCGCACCAACACGAUGGGGAAGCGUCUGGGUGCGUUCAGAGCCACCUACCUUGUGCUCUUGAGCUGCAUUGGGUCGUUUCUCUUUGCCUAUGACACGGGCAUCGUGGGCGGGGUUUUGACCCUGAAGAGCUUCCAGCGAGACAUGGGCUUCACCGCUGCAAACAAGACCCAGAUUAGCUCGAAUUCUGCCAGUCUACUACAGGCCGGAGCAUUCUUUGCCUGUUUUCUCGUGUGGCCGUUCACAGCUCGUUUCGGACGCCGUUGGUCUAUUGCCCUGGCCUCGCUCGUGUUUGAGAUUGGGGCUAUCCUCCAGCUGUUCUUCCCCGGCAACACCGUAGCAUGCUGGUACGCUGGCCGGACGAUAUCUGGGUUUGGCGUCGGCAUUGCCACGACUAUCAUCCCCAUGUACUCCGCUGAGAUGGCGCCAAAACACAUGCGAGGUCAGCUUGGCAGCCUUUUCCAGGGCUGUUUCACUCUUGGAGUCUUUACAAGCUACUGGGUCACUUACGGUGCCACCAAAAUGGCACCAUCCACCAGACAAUGGCGUAUUCCUGUCGGCCUCCAGUUGCUGUUCGGUGGGCUUCUUGGAAUGGGAAUGUUGUUCACCAAGGAGUCAACGAGAUGGCUGGCAAAAGUCGGGCGCCAUGACGAAGCUCUAAAAUCUUUGAUCUGGGUUCGAGGCGGCGAAUACACCAAGGACAUCCAAGCGGAGAUGAACGAGAUCGAUGCUGGCAUUGCCGAGGAAGAGCGCCUGACCCAGGGUGUGACUUGGAAGGAGUACACAUUGCCGGCGAAUAGAUGGCGCAUCAUUCUCGUUAUCACGCUGCAGAUUGGCGUUCAGCUCACUGGCAAUACCUCUUUGGCAUAUUUCGCACCGCAAUUUUUCGCCGCAGUUGGUGCCGGAAACAACUCGGUGUUGAUGAGCGGAUUCUUUGGACUGUGCAAGGUCGUCGCAUGCUUCUUCUUCCUGCUCUUUCUCGUGGAGCGCAUUGGACGCCGUUGGGCACUGCUCAACGGCGCCUUUUUGAUGGCUAUUCUCAUGCUUAUCGUUGCUGUCAUCACAGCAACUGAACCACCAACCGGUAAAGCUGGUCUCACCAGGUCUGCAAGCGCCGCUAUUGGGAUGAUCUAUAUUGAGGCGAUGGUCUACAAUAUCUCUUGGGGCCCUGUACCUUGGCUCUACAUGAGCGAGAUCUUCCCUACGCGCAUUCGUGAAGGAGCCAUCGCGACCGGUACUGCUACACAAUGGUUGUUCAACUUUGUCUUCAGCCAAGUCACGCCGCAUGCUAUCAACAACCUUGGUUGGAAGACAUUUUUAAUGUUUGCCAUCUUUAAUUGCUCGCUCGUCGUAUAUGCGUGGUUCUUUAUCAGAGAGACGAAGGGACGAUCUCUUGAGGAGAUGGAACUGCUGUUCAACCCAAGCGGCACUCAGCUCGACUUAGAAGGGGCGCGCCAAAAAGCCUACAGCACAGAAGAACCCGCCACGUCGACCAAGCAUGACAAGAACAACGUGACGGUAUAGACGUACGGACAUGGAAAUGCCCUGAUGCUCAGCUGUAAAAUGCUCGAGGUGAUGCGCCACUACGAAAUGUUUCCUCCCGACUGGCGUCUCUCGCCUACAUAUGAACAUACGCGAUAA